This is a messenger RNA of Dictyostelium discoideum AX4, 5145 nucleotides long. It is a transcript of the gene fimD, whose product is annotated as actin binding protein. Gene Ontology annotation, biological process: actin filament bundle assembly. The transcript has 2 exons. Lineage: Eukaryota; Evosea; Eumycetozoa; Dictyosteliales; Dictyosteliaceae. The coding region runs from base 1 to 5145 and encodes 1714 amino acids. Gene Ontology annotation, molecular function: actin filament binding. The record is from RefSeq and is a predicted model, not a curated record.
AUGAGUAACAAUAAGAAUCAUCAUGGCAAAGGUAAUAGAAAUAGUAUUAAUUCACAAACAUCAACUGAAAAAUUACCUCAAUUAAAUAAUGGUAGUAAUAAUAACUUAACAUCAAUAUUAAAUACAUCUGGCUCACCAUUUGUAAAAUCAUCAUCAACAAGUACCAUUUCCCCAUUUUUAAUGUCUAAACAUUCACCACCAACAUCACCAAUGGGAAUUCACAGAUUUAAUAAUAGCAAUAAUAAUAAUAAUAAUAAUAAUGUUAAUAAUAUUAUUUAUAAUAAUAAUAAUAAUAAUAGUAAUAGUAAUAGUAAUAAUAAUAGUAAUAAUAAUAAUAAUAAUUUUAUCCAAAAUAAUAGUGGAUAUUUUACACCAACUAAUAAUAAUAGUAGUAGUAAUUUAAAAAAUACAUUGGAUGAUACAAGUAUUAAGGAAAAAAUCCAACAAUUGGGUUGGAUGGGUAGUCCUCAAACUGCAUCAAAUGGUAGAUUAAGAUCAAAUUCAAUGGCAAUUGGUUCUCCAGGAUCCAUAACAUUCUUUCAAUUUCAAUUGGAAGAAACUAAUAAAAAAUUGGAAGAAAAAGAAAAAGAUGCUCAACUAGCCGCUGAAAUUGGUAAAAUUCUUUUAGAAAGAAAUCAAGAACUGGAAGAUCAAUUAAAUACAUUAUUAGAAAGUGAAAAAAAAUAUACUGACCAUUUCUCUGAUUAUGAUUUUUUAAAAAAUCAAAAUGAAAUUUUAAUUGAAAAUUUAAAAGAGGCAACAAAUGAAAAUGAAAUGUUAAUUGAAAGAUUAAAAGAGGAAGAAGAGAUUCAAAUUCAAAAUAAUGAAAAGAAUAAAAAAUUAUUUAUGUCACAACAAAAUAGAUCAUCACCAAAUAAACUUGAAAUUGAAAAGAUGGUAAUGGAAUUGGAAGAAUAUAAAUUAAUUACAAAGUCAAAAGAUAAAAUCAUAACAAAGAUUAAAGGUGAAAAAGGUGAUUUAGAACAAAAGAUUGAUGAAUUAAGUAGUGGUGAGGCUUUAAUCUUUAAAGAAUUAAAUGAUGAAAUUAAUCAAUUAAAAGAAAAGAAUAAAUCAUUAUCAAAUAAAUAUAAAGAUUUAAAAUCAAUUUCAAAUUUAAAUAUUAGAAAAUCAUUAUUGGAUGAUUUUAAUAUUUUAAAAUUAACGUUUCAACAAAAUUUUGAAAAUAAUUCAAUAUUAUCAACAUUAUUUUCUACAAAUUCAAAUUCACCAACAACAUCAACAACAUCAACAUCAACAUCAACAAUAACAACAACUACAUCACCAACAAUAACAACAAAAAAUAAAAUAUUUAAUCAAGAAGAAGAUAUUAAAAUAUUAUUAAAUUCAAAAGAUUUAUUAAAUUCUUUAAAUCAAAAUGAAUCAAUUUUAAAUCAAUUAAUUUUUAAAUUACAAAUAAUAGAUAGAGUUGCACCACAACAACAACAACAAGAUGAUGAAAAUAAUAAUAUUCUAAAAGAAAAAGAAAUUGAAGAAAUAUCAAAUAAAAUUGGUAGUAUUCAAUUGGCAUCAUCAAGUAGUAAUGUUAUUAAAAAUAGUAAUGGUUCACCUUUACCAUCUUCUUCUUCUUCAUUGUUACAACAACAACAACAACAACAACAACAACAAAUAGUUUCUACAUCAUCUUCACCAACGUUAUCUAUAUCUUCGUCAUCAUCAUCAACAAUAGAAGGUGAUAAUUCAAAUGAUUAUUUAUUAAGAUGUUCAAUAUUAAUAUUAAUUUCAAUUUAUCUUUCAAAUACAUUAAAUAAAUUGAAUGAUUCAUUUUUAAAAGAAAGAGGUUCAAAAUGUGAACUAAUUGAAGAUAUUUCAGAAUUAAAUGAAAAAUAUCAAAAUAUUAAUAAAAUUAAUAUAAAAUUAGAAGAGAAAUUAGAAGAAUCAAAUAUAAAUUUACAAAAUAUUACAGAUGAAUUAAAUCAAAUUAAAAUUAAUAAUGUUGAAAUUGAAAAUAAUCAAAAUAAUCAAAAUAAUCAAAAUAAUGAUUUAAUAUUAAAAAAAUAUUAUAAAAUGAAAUAUGAUAAAAGUGUAAUUGGAUUUUCACUAGUGAUUCAAAAUUUAUUUGAAAGAAUUAAUUCAUUAGAGUUAUUAAAUCAAGAGAUAAUUGAAAGAAAUAAAUCAUUACACAAUCAAAUGGAAGAUAUAGUUUGUAUUAAAGAUAAUGAUAUUAGUUAUAUUAAACAACAAUGUGCAAUACUUGAAGAGAAAGCAAUGAUUGAAACUUCAAAUUCAAUUGAAUUAAAAGAAAACAAUUCUAAAUUAAUUCAAGAUCUAUUACAACAUCAAAAGAAUUCAUUCGAAAAAGAGAACCAAUUAAAGGAUAAAUACGAUCACGAAUUAUUAAAAUCAAAGCAACAAUUACAACACCAAGAGAAUCAAUUCAACUCGGAAUUAAUCACAAUUAAACAACAAUUUCAAAUUGAAAAACAAGAUUUACAAUCAUCAAUUGAAAAACAACAACAACAAUUUAAUAAUGAUUUAGAGUGUUGUAAAAUUGAUUCCUCGAAAUUGAAUGAUCAAUUAAAUCAAUCAUUACAAUUAAAAGAUAAUCAAAUCAUACAAUUGAAUGAACAAAUUAAUAAAUUUAAAACUAAAGAAUCAUGUUUAAAUGAAUUGAUUGAAUUUAGUGAUCAAGAAAUUAAAAGAUUAAAAAAUGAAAUCAAUUUAACUUUUGAAGCUUCAAAAUUGGAGCAAUUGGAUGCUCAAGAAAAGAAUGAUGAAUUAAUAGAUGAAUUAAAUCAAAAAUUGGAUACUCAAACUUUAGAUAUCCAAAAUAAUCUUAUUGAAAUUGAAAAUUCAAAGAAUCAAUUAGUAAAUCAAAUUAAUAUACUUCAAAAUGAAAAAACUUCAAUCGAAACAAUAUUUCAUGAAAAAUUAAUUCAAGAACAAUUAUUAUUAAAUGAAAAUCAACAAUUAAAAUUAAAAUUAAAUCAAUUUGAACAACAAUUAAAAGAAAUUAGAGAAUUAUAUGAUCAACAACAAUUAGAACAACAACAACAAUUUGAACAGCAAUUAGAGUUACAACAGCAACAACAAUUUGAACUACAACAACAGAAACAACUAGAGCAACAACAACAACAACAACAACAACAACAACAACAACAACAACAACAACAACAAAAACAACAACAACAACAACAACAACAACAACAAUCAGUGAUUGAGGAAAAAGUUAUUCAAACAUCACCACCACCACCACCACCAUCAACAUCUAUAAUAACUGAAAAUAAUAAUAAUAAUAAUAAUGAAAAAGUUAUUCAUAAAUGCGAAAUAUUAAAUGAUGAAAAUGGUUUAGCAAUAUUAAAAUAUGUUAAUAAAUUAUUGGGUAAAGAGAUAAAAAGUGGAUGUAGAGAAUGUACAUUAUCAUUAUUUUCAGAUGGUUUAUUAUUUUGUGAAUUAAUUAAUAAAUUCAUUCCAGAAUCAAUCGAUAGUAGAGGUUUAUUUAAAGUUUGUAAAAGUAAACAAGAUAGAAUAGAUAAUAUAAAUGUAUCAUUAAAUUCAAUAAAAGUAUUAGGUUUUGGUACAAUUUCUUCAACAACAACAACGACAAGUAAUAAUAAUAAUAAUAAUAAUAAUAAUAAUAAUAAUAAUAAUAAUAAUAAUAAUAAUAAUAAUAAUAAUAGUAUUAAUAAUAAUAAUAAUAAUAAUUCAACAUCAAUUUCAUUCUCAAGUGAAGGUAUAAUGAAUAAUUAUUCAGAAUUAAUUUCAUUUUUAUUAGAAAUUUUCUUUAUUGGUAAUAUUAAUAAAGUUAAUUUAUCAACUCAUCCUGAAUUAGUUUAUCUUUGGAAACAUAAUCCAGAACAUUCAAUUAGUCAUUCAAAGAGAGAAGAAAGUUGGGAUAGUUUCAUUGCAUUAGAAGAAUCAUGUCUAUUAAGAAGAUGGGUUAAUCAUUUGUUAAAGCAAGAUUCUUUAGAUUUAAUUAGUGGUUUUUCAAUUGAUUUUCAAAAACGUGCUAUUUUAAUUUUAAAAACUAUUAUCAAAAAAGUUUAUAAAAAGUUAAAUAAUGAAAAUAAUGAUAAUGAAAUUGAAUCAAUAUUAAAUAAUAUUAGUAAUAAUAAUAAUAAUAAUAAUAGUGAUAAUGAAGAAGAAAUAGAAAAAUUAUUUAAAUUUAUUGAUUCAAAAUUAUUACCAAAUGAAAUGAUUGUAUUUAAAAAUGAUUUUUUAGGUGGGGAUCAACAAAAAAUCAUUAUAUUAUUAUCACAAUUAUUACAUUUAAAUUCAACCAUUGUUUUAUCAUCAAAGGAUGAGAGUGAAAUUAGACAUAAUUCACCAGAUUUAGCACCUUCAAGUGAAGAGAAAGCAUGUAAAGGUUGGUUAAAAACAAUGGAUAUUAGUACUUCAUCAUUUUCUGAUGAUUUUGGUGAUGGUUUAUUAUUAUUGAAAGCAUUGGAUAAAGUUCAACCUGGUAUAGUCAAUUGGAAAUUGGUCAAUAUGAAUCCAACAAAUACUUUUAGUAUGACCGAGAAUUGUAAUUAUUGUGUAAAGUUGGGUAAAGAUUUGAAAUUUUCUUUGGUUGGUAUUGCAGGUCGUGAUUUCGUUGAUGGUAUUAAAAAGUUUUUAUUAUCUUUCGUUUGGCAAAUGAUGAGAUUAUCAGUUUUAAAGAGAGCAAAUCAUUUUAGAAGUGGUAGUGGAAAAAGUCAAAUUAAUACAAGUAGUGGUAGUGUUGGUAGUAAUGGAAGUGGUACUAGUAAUAGUAAUGGUGGUGUCAAUGGUAGUGGUGGUACUAAUAGUGGUAGUGGUGGAUUUAAUAAUGCAACAUUGGAAAGAGGAAAUAGUGCUCCAGAAUUAACUGAGUCUGAUCUAGUUUUGAAAAUAAAUAGAAUAGUUCAAAAAUCAUCUCUAUCAAAACAACAAACAACUAGUUCACAUAUGAAAUCUUUCUCUGACCCUUCAUUGAAAGAUGGUGUUUUCUUAUUAGACCUUUUAGAUUCCAUUCAACCUGGCUGUAUUGAUUAUCAAGAGGUACAAAAAACAGAUUCUUUUGAAAGUUAUAAAUCAAAUGCUCAAUAUGUUAUUACAAUUGCUCGUAGAUUAGGAUGUACUGCAAUCAUUUUUUGGGAAGAUAUUGUCGAAGUUAAACAAAAUAUGAUAAUGACUUUUGUUUGUUCUUUAUUGGAAUUAAUUGAUUAA